This is a messenger RNA of Fusarium venenatum, 186 nucleotides long. The record is from RefSeq and is a predicted model, not a curated record. Lineage: Eukaryota; Fungi; Ascomycota; Sordariomycetes; Hypocreales; Nectriaceae.
AUGUGGGGUUUUCUCAGCACCAUCCUCAAGAUUGCUGAUAUCCUCACUGUCAAGGGUGACACUGGUGCCAUCGUCGAGUACCACGGUCCCGGAACUGAUGCCAUCUCUUGCACUGUAGAGGAGAGCGAAGGUCGUCGUCAUCCUGAGAUGGUCCCUUAUCAUCCAAAUGUCUUACCUGAGUGCUAA